Eucalyptus grandis is the source of this 2391-nucleotide messenger RNA. Its product is annotated as probable L-type lectin-domain containing receptor kinase S.5. Gene Ontology annotation, cellular component: plasma membrane. Lineage: Eukaryota; Viridiplantae; Streptophyta; Magnoliopsida; Myrtales; Myrtaceae. Gene Ontology annotation, biological process: protein phosphorylation. The record is from RefSeq and is a predicted model, not a curated record. Gene Ontology annotation, molecular function: protein kinase activity; ATP binding; carbohydrate binding.
AGGCCACCGUGAGAGAGAGAGGGGGGGUUGUCAUAUGUUUAAAGAAAAACGGAGGAAAAGAGGCCACCACAGUAUUCUCCAUCUCCUUCCUUCUUCUAGUUCUUCUUCAUCGUCUUCUUGAAUCCCACCAAACCCCUCAAGCUUCCAUGAAAUGGGCCGAGCUCUAGCGCCUCUCCUGGCUAACUUCACCUUCUUCCCUCUCCUCCUCCUCCUCCUCCUCCCUCUCAUCUCUCCGUCACAGUCCCUCAAAGUGCAAGAUCUCCAGUUCGGCCCCUUCGAUCCCUCCUACUACAACAAGUUGAACGUCGUCUUUCCGGCCACCAUCUCCAACCAGGCGCUCCAGGUCACCCCCGACUCCACAGGCAACUUCCCCCUCCAGAACAGAUCUGGCAGGAUCCUCUACAAGCAAGGCUUCAAGCUCUGGGACGGGCCCCCCGAGGCCCCCACCAAACUCGCCUCCUUCAACACCUCCUUCGUCAUCAACAUCUUCCGGGUCAACAACGCUACCCCCGCCGAGGGCCUGGCUUUCAUUGUCGCGCCGGACCAAACCCUCCCGGCGGGGAGCUCUGGCGGCUACCUCGGGCUCACCAACGCCGCCACCGACGGCCUCCCCAGCAACCACCUCCUGGCCGUCGAGUUCGAUACCUUCAAUCAGUCCUAUGACCCGGACGCGAACCACGUCGGCCUCGACAUCAACUCGGUCCACUCCAACCAGACCGUCUCGCUGGCGAACCUAGGCUUCCAGCUCGCUCCGAACGGCACCAAAUUCUUCCAUGUCUGGAUCGAAUACGACGGCGGCCAGAAGAUCUUGGAGGUCUACAUGACCGACGAGGACCAGUCCACCCCGACGAAGCCCAAGCCGGGGUCUCCAAUCAUGACGGCGAGCCUGGACACGAGCAAGGUGGUGAGCCAGAACUCCUACUUCGGGUUCGCUGCGGCGACCGGGGACAACGUGGAGCUCAACUGCGUGCUGGGUUGGAACCUAACGGUGGAGGAGCUGCAAGGGCACGCCGCGGGGUUGGUGAUCGGGCUGGCCGUCGGCAUCCCGGUGGCGGUGCUGGCGCUGCUCGGGGCGGCCGCCCUGGGCGUCUGGGAGGCGGCGGAGGGGGCGGCGAGCGACCCGAACAUCCUGGGGACGCUGAAGAGCUUGCCGGGGACGCCGAGGGAGUUCAAAUUCAGGGAUCUGAAGAAGGCGACGGGGAACUUCGACGAGAGGAACAAGCUGGGGCAGGGAGGGUUCGGGGUGGUGUACAAGGUGCUGCCGACGGAGAACCAGCAGGUGGCGGUGAAGAAGUUCUCGAGGGACGAGCUGAAGAGCAAGGACGACUUCCUGGCGGAGCUCACCAUCAUCAACCGCCUGCGCCACCGCCACCUCGUCCCCUUGCUCGGAUGGUGCCACCAGAAUGGGAUGCUGCUCUUGGUCUAUGACUUCAUGCCGAAUGGGAGCCUCGACAGGCACAUCUUCUGCGGCCCGGAUACGCAGGCUCUAGGGUGGAGCCACCGCUACAAGAUCGUCACCGGCGUCGCCUCCGCCCUCCACUACCUCCAUGAUGAGUACGACCAGAAGGUCCUCCACCGCGACCUCAAGGCCAGCAACAUCAUGCUCGACUCCAACUUCAAUGCCCGACUCGGUGACUUCGGCCUUGCCCGUGCCAUCGACAACGAGAAGACCUCCUACGCCGAGCUCGAGGGCGUCCCGGGAACGAUCGGCUACAUCGCCCCCGAGUGCCUCCACACCGGCAAGGCCACCCGAGAGUCCGACAUCUUCGGCUUCGGCGCGAUCAUCCUCGAGGUGGUGUGUGGCCAGCGCCCGUGGAGGAAGGCCGGGUAUGGCGGAUUCCAAUUCCUAGUGGACUGGGUGUGGUCACUCCACCGCGACGGGCGGAUCCUGGAGGCCGUGGACGAGCGCCUGGGCGGGGACUACGAGGCGGAAGAGGCCCGGCGGCUGCUGCUCCUCGGGCUGGCUUGCUCCCACCCGACCGCUGCCGAGAGGCCCAAAACCCCGACCAUCGUGCAAAUUCUUUCCCGGUCGGUGGAUGUGCCGCGCGUCCCGCCUUUCAAGCCCGCGUUCGUUUGGCCCUCGGCGAGCCCACUGACCGAGGAUGGAGAUACCAUGGACGUGACGCCGAUGACGUCGUCAUCGCGGUUCGGGUCAGGCUGGACGCCGAGAUUUGUGAGUAAAGAAAGCGAUGACGGGUACGCCAACAGCUCUCCCGUGUGAGAUAUGAAAGAUUGGAAUGGCCUCGUGGGACUGCAACAGUGCUGCGGGGAAAAGAAAAGUUUUUUUUUUCUUUCUCCUUUUUAAUCAUGAUUUUCCCUAUAUCAUUUUCAUUGGCGUGUACAUCGUAUUUCUUUUUUGUUCGAUUUACUAAUUUAGUUGUUCUUUUUUUU